Capsella rubella is the source of this 388-nucleotide messenger RNA. RefSeq names its product putative defensin-like protein 9. NCBI's taxonomy places the organism in Eukaryota, Viridiplantae, Streptophyta, Magnoliopsida, Brassicales, Brassicaceae. The coding region runs from base 72 to 323 and encodes 83 amino acids. The record is from RefSeq and is a predicted model, not a curated record. The transcript has 2 exons. Gene Ontology annotation, biological process: defense response.
AAGAGCUCUAAUUGUUCUCUCUUUUUACUACUCUCUCGCUUAAUAAGUUAAUCAAAGAGCAAAAAGAAAACAUGAAGAGCAAUAUGCAGUUAAUCUCUACACUCAUCUUCGUAAUCCUACUUUUUCUCGGACCAAGUAUGAUGAAGACGGUUGAAGGACAAGAUCCACAGUUGUGCGAAACCAAGAGCUUAUACUUCAGGGGAAUGUGUACGAAAUGGGCGAACUGCAAGCGAGUGUGUAUCAGCGAAGGUUUCCCUGAUGGUCGAUGCAAAGGAUUCAUCAGAGAUUGUGUUUGCAGGAAGCCUUGUGCUCUCUCUACCUAAACUAUUACUAUUAUGAAUAACUUUACUUUGCUUAAAAGCCAUUAAUAAGCUCUCUCUCUAUAUCA